GGAAGUUAUAAUAAGGACUGCGAGCCUUCUUUUUAUGACAGAAGCAACUUUGUUCGGAGCAGGUAUGAGGCGGACUUCCCGAUGUUCCUGGCUUAGGAUUCUUCUUUCGUCGUCGGUCUGGACUUUUGGAUACAUGCUUCUCUUUGGCUGAGAAGCUCAAGGUUACAUUUUCCACUUUAUAGCCAGCUCUACUCUGCAUUGCCAUGAGCUGUGGCCCACAAUUGAUCGCUUUCACCCGUGCCCAGGAUGAAUCAGAUCUAUGGAAAGAUGGGCAUGUCCAGAAAAAAAACCACCCGGUCACCCCUAUCAAUGGCCAGGAGGAAAGGAAUGCAGAUGGCGAAACAGCCCACAGCUUCUAUGAGAGCUUGUUCCUUUCAGGUGAUCCUGGGAGAGCAUCACGCAGGAAACGCAAGGUGCCUUCUGCACAUCCACCAGCACAGGAGACUGCUCACACCCAGAACCAACCUGCACAGACAGACACCCGCAAAGGAAACCAGCUCUUGAAAGCUGCUCAGGAUGGUAACCUCAAGGCCCUGCGGGCAUUAGUGGAGAAGGAAAAGUGUGAUGUGAACUAUAGGGACAGUUAUUAUUGGACAGCCACAAUGUGUGCGGCUUAUGCUGGGCAGACGGAGGCUGUAAGGUAUCUGCUGAGCUGCGGUGCUGCCUGGGUGGGGGUUUGUGAGCCACAAGGCCGAGACGCUGUGGAUUUGGCAGAAGAAGCGGGGCACCAGGAAGUGGUGGAGGUCCUGCAGGAAAGUGGAAGGCCCCGUGUGAAGGAGGAGUCUUCCAGUUCAGAGACACUGCCCGAGAGAAAAUACUGUGCUGUGUGCCAGGCUCACUACAGCGAGGACACAGUGGCCCUCCAUGAGCGCUCCACAGCCCACCUUUUCAAUCGGCGUGAUCCCCUACCCCCGACGCGAUACCACAUCCCAGAGAACAAUGUGGGCUUCCGUCUGAUGGUCAAGGGUGGCUGGGACCAGGAAGCUGGCCUCGGACCGGAGGGCACUGGCCGCAAGUUCCCCAUCCAGACAGUCCUCAAGCGAGAUCAGAAGGGCCUGGGCUUCUGCAGCAACCUCAAGCCCAAGAUUACCCACUUCAACGCCCAUGACCGUACUGCUGUGGCGCAGCCUAAAGGUCAGCGGCCCAGGACGGAAAGGGCUGCUACAGUGGGGAAACGGGAGGCUCGGCACAGGGAGGCCAAAGCUCAGGCUUGGGAACGCAACCUCCGCACUUACAUGAACCUUGACCUUUGAACUUGUGCUGGACAGCAAAGCUUCAUGCCUCGGUUUGCCUCAGUUAGUGGCUCAGGAUCGGACUGCAGGAGAGAGAUCUGGGAGGGAAGGAAGCCAGGAACUGCUUCCCUUUGGUAGCCAGGGAGGAGAACUACAAUGACAGUCUCCCGGUCUGCCUUUGAAGUAGGUUGGCCUUCUGUGUACAGUGGUAAAAGUGCAUCAAUAAAUACUGUGUAAAAAU
This is a messenger RNA of Eublepharis macularius, 1473 nucleotides long. It is a transcript of the gene GPANK1, whose product is annotated as G-patch domain and ankyrin repeats 1. Gene Ontology annotation, molecular function: nucleic acid binding; protein binding. The record is from RefSeq and is a predicted model, not a curated record. NCBI's taxonomy places the organism in Eukaryota, Metazoa, Chordata, Lepidosauria, Squamata, Eublepharidae. The transcript has 3 exons. Bases 204 to 1253 code for a protein of 349 amino acids.